UAAUAGGAAGUACAUGUAUAGAAAUGUUCACAUGUCUUUCUUCCACCAGAGUUGUAGUGGAGAUAGCACAAUAAACUAACAGUCGGCAUUUAAAUGUCGUGAAGUAGUUCAAAUAUAUUCUGUAAAGUCGGAGACACCUCCAUCCGGAACUCCAACUCCACCCGGAAAGUGUUUGCGAAAACAUAACCGUCCGCUCCCCAUCGCUCAAGACCUAUGCUCAGGACUGUGGUGUUGGUCCACGUGUGGUCUGUAAAUGAAGAUUCUGAUGUUGCAGUAUAUGAAUUUUGCUGAUAGGCCACUGGAGAACUAGUCAAGACUACAAACCAAUUCCAACUACCCCAACAGCAGACGACUCGACAGCGCCGCGAAACAUCACCAUUUAACGUUAACUUUUGGAGAGCCACAAAGCGCUUGUGUCAUUAAUGUAGGAGAAGUUUGACACUGCUGUUCUAUUCUACAGUAGCAUCGUUUCUCUUCAGAUCAUAUCAGUGCUCACAUGAAGAUGUUUACUUAUUGUGUAAGGAGACGUGCAUUGCAAAUGUGUCUCCAAAGUAGCCAUUACUGUAACCGAUGUGCGUUACAGCUGAACAGAGCGCAUUCUACCCAAGAGCUUGAGUCUGAGUCUGACCUGACUACCACUCUCCUGAAACUCUGUGAAGAUCGCUCUUUCAUAGCGCCUGGCGAGGCUCCUACUCGGGCUCUCAGACGUGGAAACGCCUGUGGUUAUGGGCCUCUGGGGAAGGACCUCAAAAAGAACAUUUUAGACCAGUGGUGGAACUCUAUCACUAGAUCAAAAGCGCAGGUGUUUGGGAUUGACACAUUGCAACAUGUCCGCAAUGACGCGGGGAGUUUGAAGCUGGUGGAUGCUUCUGCUAUUGGACAAAUCAUUAACGACAAGGACUUGACCAAAAACCAAGUAGUUGAUAGGCUGCAUCAGCUGCUUCAGAAUAGUUCACCAGUUCGUACAAACCUGCUCCAAGGUGCUCUGGAGCAGUGUCUGCCUUCCAUGGAGCUGGUUAAAAGGAAGCUACCCUUUGGCCUGGCUGAAACUGGUACCUGCCACCAAGUCUUGGAUCAAAACAAAGCUGCUAUUGGUUGCUCGUCUGAGCUGACUGAAGCCUCCCUGGCAUGGUUCUGUUCCCCACGCACCUCUCUGCAGUGGCUGGAUCACUGGACACAGCAGCGGCUAAAGUGGUGGAGAAAGUUUGCCUUGAGUCCGUCCGACUUCAGCUCCAGUGGUGUUGUGGAAGCAGAGCUGCCAGACGGAGCAUCCCGCGGGGUCCAAGUGAUGUACAGGUUCCCUUGGGGAUCGGAGCCCUUGGAAACCCUGUGGAACCUGGGCGAGUCUGAGCUGCUGAAGACGCACGGGAACGACAGAGCCAAGCUGCAGUGCAAAGACGGGCGGAAGUUAGUCGUGCCGCAUGUCGUAGCUGUGAAUGGAAACAUGGACCGAGGUCUGCUAGCGUACCUCUUCAACUCUCUACAGUUGGAAAAGAAAAAAGUGAGCGGGAAGCAGAGGCUUCACCAAAGAAAGGUACUGAAGCUCCAUCCCACCCUGGCGCCAAUAAAAGUAGCUCUAGACAUGGGAAGAGGGGCUACUGUGGAACGGAGACAGGUUUGUGAGGGUUUGCUCACAGAAUUCCUUGACGCAGACAUCUCUGUUUGGCCAGGGUACCUUGAGACUAUGCCUCAAUCGUUGGAGCAGCUGCACAGCAAGUAUGAUGAGAUGGGUGUGCUCUUCACAGUGAUGAUCAGUGAGGGCACACUGGAGAAUGGCCUGCUACUGGUGCGCAGCCGAGACACCACCAUCACGGAGACCAUGCACAUCUCUGAAGUCAAGGCAUACCUCCAGAAAUACAUCAGUGCAGCUGAUAACAUCUGAGUUGAUGGUGAAGAAGGCAGAAUAUCUUGACAUUAAUGUUAAGUCUUAAUUAAUUUUAAGUCUGUUUUGGCUCCAUGCAAAGUUACUCUGUUUGAUUGUCAUCAUAUUGUCAUAGAAAACAUAUCCUACCUCAAAAGAACAGUAUUGAAUGGAGUGAUGUAGUGUAAUACAUAUUUGAGAAGACAUAUUUUGGUCCGUUCAGAUUUAUAUUUUGCAUCCAACGCAGAGUAA
Molecule: messenger RNA, 2113 nt
Organism: Sardina pilchardus (European sardine)
Lineage: Eukaryota; Metazoa; Chordata; Actinopteri; Clupeiformes; Clupeidae
Gene: polg2
Product: polymerase (DNA directed), gamma 2, accessory subunit
Exons: 8
Coding region: 497-1882 (461 amino acids)
Biological process (GO): mitochondrial DNA replication
Cellular component (GO): cytoplasm; mitochondrion
Source: RefSeq, a predicted model, not a curated record